This is a messenger RNA of Oncorhynchus tshawytscha (Chinook salmon), 340 nucleotides long. Its product is annotated as cdc42-interacting protein 4 homolog. Gene Ontology annotation, molecular function: protein binding. The transcript has 2 exons. Bases 39 to 284 code for a protein of 81 amino acids. The record is from RefSeq and is a predicted model, not a curated record. NCBI's taxonomy places the organism in Eukaryota, Metazoa, Chordata, Actinopteri, Salmoniformes, Salmonidae.
GUGUGUGUGUGUGUGUGUGUGUCUCUGUCUUCAGUUCCAUGUCAGCUGAUCCGUCUCAGAACAUCUACUCAGAGUUUGAUGAAGACUUUGAUGAAGAUGUGGAGACUCCUAUAGGAAAGGCUACUGCCCUCUACACCUUCCAAGGGUCCAGUCAGGGGACAGUGUCUAUAACAGAAGGCGAGCAGCUCAGUGUGAUGGAGAGUGAUAAAGGAGAUGGAUGGAUGAGGAUUCUACGAGCCAACGGAGACGAAGGAUACAUCCCCUCAUCCUACGUCAAAUUCUAGACAAUAACACACACAUGCACACACACACACACACACAUGGAUACACCGAUUUAACA